AUGACUUCCCUCCUCACGACUCUUGGCCUCCGAGCUUCACUAGACAGCAGAACCCCAAACCACGCACCCGCAUUCCUAGGCUUCCACUUCAUCUACGCCUACGGCAUCCUCUCAUCCCGCACACUGAAGCAAUGGUACGGCAUCGACCACCAGGCCUCACCCCGCGAAGACCUGGCCAAAUACGGCGAGGCAGCGGUCCGCGAGGGCAAAUUGACGCGCAAACAGCUGGAUAUGCUCAAGCGUAACGAGUCAGCGCAUGCUAAUUCCGUGGAGAAUUUCCCUCUGCUAGUUGCGGCUGUUCUCUUUGCAUCUCAUGCUGCUGUUCCUGCGCAGAAAAUAAAUGCUGCUUCGUUUUCUUAUACCAUUGCGCGGAUUGGGUAUGGGGCCGUUUAUAUCCUGGUUGAUCAUCCGAAGUGGAGUCAUCUUCGAGGGCUGAUGUGGUGGUGGGGAAAUGUGAGUUGUUUAUACUUGUUGUGGAAGGCUGGGCAGUUAUUGGUCUGA
This is a messenger RNA of Penicillium olsonii, 501 nucleotides long. The record is from the annotation of a GenBank genome assembly. NCBI's taxonomy places the organism in Eukaryota, Fungi, Ascomycota, Eurotiomycetes, Eurotiales, Aspergillaceae.